UGCGUGACGCUACUCGCUGUUUCACCAAACGCGCACUCUGACGAUUUUCUUAGCUUUAAGUUUCGUGUAAAUUCGCUUCUUUAUCGUAAUAAAUAAUGUGAUGGUAAGAGAUAUGGAUUCAUAGUCUUGAAAAUUAUUAUAUAGACGAAAUUUUAGUAUUCAACUGGUAUUGAUUGGGAGGGAAAAGGCGAGAUGACUACCACCACAGCAACAAGUGUUCACGUCCGAACAGACUUUGGCACCACCGAAAUCACCACGCGAACAACAAUACCCCUGGUUUCCCACAUUAUUACGGAUGAAGACGUUGGGGCUUUAUCGGGAGUGAAAAUUAAACCAAUUGAUUUGAACAGAGCAGUGAAGUUACUGACUGAUCCACAUUGUUGUCAAUUAUAUGAAAGACAUGUCAACGCAUUAAAAAGAAUAGCUUCAAGGUAUCACCGAGGAUUUCUUAUGAGAGAUUGUGUUCAAGUUUUCAGAAUUUUAAAUAUUUGUGCCGACAGAAUCUCUGAACAAAAAUGUUAUAUCGAUGCAAUGUGUGAUAUUAUAAGAAUAUGCGGGCUUCCACAACUGAAAGAAAAACUGUCAGAUGAAAUAACAUACGAACAAAUUGUUAUUGAAUCGAUGUCACAGCUUGGGUAUUUAAUGAGAGUUCCUCACGCAAAAGUUCGACUUGCUAUUGCAGAUGCUUUAAUUAGCUUUUAUAAAGAAAGGCCUCCGAAUUUGGAACAAGUCAAGGGUUGCAAAUACACCAGUCAAGAAUUUAACAAGAAAAUAAUCGAGGGAAGUGACGUUGCUGAAACACUUGUGAAAUCACUCGGUCUACUUGAGGAGGAUAUUCCUGUCAAAUUGAAAAUAUUAAAAGUUCUCUUGACUCUCUCAUGUGAUUCAGAAAUCAACUGCCAACAAAUGUUGAAAUCAGAAGCAGCUUAUCAAAUUUGUUGUGACAUGAAUCAACAAGAGUCAUCAGGUUUUCUGCUUUUCGUUUCUGUCGAGAUUCUAUGGAAUCUACUCGAACAUGCAGGAGAUAUAGCUGGACCACAGUUGUGUAACUUGGAUUGUAUCAAUGCGAUCAAAGAAGCUUUUCAUACACUUGUUGUAAGUGGUUGUUCUGAUUAUGAAAGACAAUUGAGGAACGAUCUUCUUGUCAUAACAACUCUCAUUGCUCAACAUCCCUCAGCACCAAUUGUAGAAACCGGAUUUGCAAAACAACUUGUAUUAUUUGGAACAUUCUCUGAAGUGAAAAGCCACAAUCCCCUUGUCAGAAAACUCAAAUUAACGCAGAGUCCAGAAGAUAUGGAGUUCAAAAAACUACUUAUCAAUUUAAUGAUUGUUUUGAGCAAAGAUGGUGCAGCUGUCAGGUUGAUGUCAGAAGGGAAACUUUUACUUUCUUUAUUCCACUAUGUUCGUCCAAACGAAGACAAAUCACCACCCAGAGAAUGGUCGCCUGCACAAUUUGAAGAAUUACAACUUCAUGCCAUGUCUGCCCUCAGUACUCUAUCAUCCCUAAUGAUGGAAGACUACAUGGUGUGUCAAGGAAACACAAGACUCUUACUUCUUCUUGAAUGGUGUACAUCACAGGAUAAUAAUUUUUCUGGACAUGGAAAUUCUUUUCAUGGUGGUGGCGGUCGUGGUAAUAAGAAAGCACAAAUGAGAGGAUGCCUACGUCUUCUACGUGCUGUUGUUUCUCAUGGAAAUGAAUCGACCAAUCAGGAUUUAUGUGAUCAAGGGAUUAUAGGUCAACUUCUCAGUAUACUGGAGAACAUGUCUAAAUAUACUUCUUCUGAAGGGAUUAUAGACAUCGAAAUGCAAUGUGAUAUGCUCUACGUACUUUCAACCUUGUGUGAAAAUGAUCUGCAUAGAAAAGAAUUAUUUGGCUCACAGGGAGUGGAGAUGCUCAUCCAUUAUAUGAGAUCAAAUCCAAAAAAAGUAUCGAGUGGUUUAGGACACAAUCGACUCAUGCUAACUGUUGUUGACGCAAUCUGGUGUUGUUGUGUAGGAUGUUUUGUUACUGAGGAUAUCCUACUUGAAAAAGAAGGUGUUUUUCUACUCAUUGACCUACUCGAGACAUGUCCUCGUACAAUGCAUAACCUUAUUCUUGGUUGCCUCCUUGAAUUAUGUGAAAAUCCAAAGACAAUUCCUCACAUUCACACAUGGAGAGGAGAAGACGAUAUAUCAGCUCCACAUCUACUCAUACACAUGUGGAGACAAGAAGAACAAAGAAUUAAUGUGAAACGAGAUAUGAACGGAUGCAUUGCUGACGACUCAGCAGCAUUAGCUGGACAAAUGCAGCUUGAACAUGAGGUAGUUCCACAGCCACACACUGCUUCAUCACUCAGUAUUGUUGACGUUUAUGAGAAUCUCAGAGCUAAAGUUUAUGCCGUGUUUGCAAGACUUGGAUUCAGUGAUUUACCAGGGCUAACAACAGAAGAUUAUGUUACAUUGGCAGUGAUUGAAAAAUACCUGGAUUUUAAGGUUGGAGAAGUUUGGAAAGAAAUUUCAGAUGAAUUGAGAGUUGAAAACGUGAGGCCGAUAACACCUGAUUUGGAAGCAAUGGAAACAAUUGGUAGAGCUUCUGUAGAAAGAUCGAAAGGAGUCGCACUUCUACAAGCCGAAUUAUUAGAUGCAGAAAAUCAACAAAAUUCUCAAGAUGAAAAGCAACUUUAUGCAGAGAUAAAAGAGAAUUUCAAGCAAAAAGAAAGCUCGAUUCAACGGUGGUCUGACUAUAUAAAACGUACUUCUGAUCAUGAUUAUCUUGUCAUGUCGAAGAAAAAACUUGAUAAAUCAAUCGAAUCUUCUCGAGCUAAACCAAGAUAUCGUGACGAUCUCACAACUAGUUCUGUGAAACAUACAACACAUAUUACUGAUCUCAACACAACUACAUUCCAAGGAAGAAAUAUUCACAUUGAUAGCACUCCUGCUGAAAUGACAAAGCAUCACUUGAUGGAUAGCCUACUUCCAGCAGGAUCCUAGUCCAAAAAAAAAGAAUUAUGUUUUAUUUCUUUUUCCCCAUUUUUGUAAAUAAAGGGACCAGAUUUUAAUACUUUUAUAUUUUUAAUGUUGGUUAAAGGUAGUAUGUACGUAUUUGUAGGUGAUUAACAGAGAAAUUAAAUGAGUAUGUCCGUAUAUGGACUAAAAGUUUGAAGAUAUGUUGACGUCAUCUUGACAUCGGAACUAUUUUCUCCUUCUUAAUUUGUAAAAAUUCGGGUUAUAAGCAAUGAGUACAUAAUUCAUGUAUAGCAGAAAAGUAUUUCUUUGAAUAUAAAAAUAUACAGACCAGUUUUGAUUCACCUUUUUUUCUCUGUCUAUCUCCUACUUUAUUGAGGGUUUAUAUGAAUAAAUAAAAGUGAUCUCA
Messenger RNA from Styela clava, 3352 nucleotides. Its product is annotated as cilia- and flagella-associated protein 69-like. Lineage: Eukaryota; Metazoa; Chordata; Ascidiacea; Stolidobranchia; Styelidae. Gene Ontology annotation, cellular component: sperm midpiece; non-motile cilium. The record is from RefSeq and is a predicted model, not a curated record. Gene Ontology annotation, biological process: positive regulation of flagellated sperm motility.